Messenger RNA from Lepidothrix coronata (blue-crowned manakin), 2142 nucleotides. It is a transcript of the gene SLC6A14, whose product is annotated as solute carrier family 6 member 14. Gene Ontology annotation, molecular function: L-proline transmembrane transporter activity. The transcript is spliced from 15 exons. Lineage: Eukaryota; Metazoa; Chordata; Aves; Passeriformes; Pipridae. Bases 110 to 2107 code for a protein of 665 amino acids. Gene Ontology annotation, biological process: sodium ion transmembrane transport. Gene Ontology annotation, cellular component: membrane. The record is from RefSeq and is a predicted model, not a curated record.
CUUAAGGGUGAGAUGUCACAGUCACUUUGGUGGGUGAAGCAGGGGAGUUUGGAAAAGGUCCUUAAGUACUUUCUGCUCAAAUUCCUCCAAUGGAGAUGGCUUUGCUUUUAUGACCUGUCAUGUGUACCUGAAAGAUAUGUGGGCAUCUGGCCCUGUGGUGGUGGAACAGAGUAUUUUAACUCCCUGGAGGUGCUGCCCCUACGAGCAUCCAGCAAGGAGUAUUAAGGACUUCAGUUUGUCACAUGGAAAAGAUUCCCGCUCCAGUGAUGGAAGUGAUGGUGAUGAGAACAAGGAGCGUGGCAACUGGUCAAGCAAAGGCGACUACCUGCUCUCCAUGGUGGGCUAUGCCGUGGGCCUGGGCAACGUCUGGCGCUUUCCCUACCUCACCUACCAGAACGGCGGAGGUGCUUUUCUGAUCCCCUACACCCUGAUGUUGGCAUUAGCUGGCUUGCCCCUAUUUUUCAUGGAAUGUUCCCUUGGGCAGUUUGCCAGUCAAGGGCCCAUUUACGUCUGGAGAAUACUACCAUUGUUUCAAGGAGUGGGCUUCACUAUGGUCAUCAUCUCAGCAUUUGUGUCAGUCUACUACAACGUUAUCAUUGCUUAUGCAAUCUACUACUUAUUUGCCUCAUUUCAAAAAGUGCUACCAUGGUCAGAAUGCUUUUCCUGGGCAGAUGAAUUCUGCAGCAAGACACAAAUAGUAAAUGACUGCAAUACAACCUUACAUGGAGAAAUCAUUCAUGCAAACUACACGUUUGUCACAAGCAACAAUCUCACUUGUAUAAACGGCACCAUAAACUACAAACCAGUGCAAUUUCCUAGUGAGCAAUACUGGAAUAAAGUGGCUCUUCAGCGCUCGAGUGGGCUGGAUGAGACUGGCAACGUCGUGUGGUACCUGGCUCUCUGCCUCCUCCUGGCCUGGAUGAUUGUUGCAGCUGCCUUGUUUAAAGGAAUAAAAUCUUCUGGAAAGGUCGUCUACUUUACUGCACUCUUCCCAUAUGUCAUCCUGCUCAUCUUGCUGGUGAGAGGUGCCACUCUGGAAGGUGCUAUGGAUGGCAUUCAGUACUACAUUGGGAGACAGUCUAACUUCACCAAGCUGAUGGAGGCAGAGGUUUGGAAAGAUGCAGCCACCCAGAUAUUUUACUCCCUGUCUGUGGCAUGGGGCGGGCUUGUUGCAUUGUCUUCGUACAAUAGGUUCAACAACAACUGCUACUCGGAUGCCAUUACAGUUUGUGUAGUCAACUGCGUCACCAGCGUAUUUGCUGGGUUUGCAGUGUUCUCCAUCUUGGGACACAUGGCAUUCGUGUCUCAGAGACCCGUCUCCGAGGUCGUGAACUCAGGAUUUAAUCUUGCAUUUGUAGCCUACCCAGAGGCCCUCUCCAAGUUACCAGUUUCUCCUCUGUGGUCCUUCUUGUUUUUCUUCAUGCUGCUGCUCUUGGGCCUUGACUCCCAGUUUGCCAGCAUAGAAACACUUACAACCACCAUUCAAGAUUUUUUUCCCAGAGUGAUGAAAAAAUUAAGAAUCCCUGUAACCAUGGGCCUGUGCACAGUGCUCUUUCUUCUUGGGCUUAUCUGUGUUACUGAGGCAGGAAUUUACUGGGUUAACCUAAUAGAUCAUUUUUGUGCUGGAUGGGGAAUCCUUUUUUCAGCUGUCCUGGAGGUAGCAGGCGUCGUCUACAUUUAUGGAGGAAACAGGUUCAUUCAAGACAUUGAAAUGAUGAUUGGACACAAGAGCCGUUUAUUUUGGCUCUGGUGGAGAAUCUGCUGGUUUUUCGUUACUCCUGCGCUGUUAAUGGCUAUUUUGCUCUGGUCUUUGGCCACAUUUUCACCUCCUUCUUAUGGCUCAGUGCAAUAUCCAACCUGGGGAAGUGCUGUUGGCUGGUGCAUGAUCAUCUUCUGCGUCAUCUGGAUUCCCAUUGUUGCUAUUGUAAAAAUAGUUAAAGCUGAAGGAACCCUUUUUGAGCGCAUUGCGAGCUGCUGCCAGCCUGCAGCAAACUGGGGCCCCUACCUGGAACGCCACCGAGGAGAACGAUACAGUCAUAUGGUAGAUCCCAAAAAGGAAAAGGAACACGAGAUUCCUACUGUGUUCGGCCUCAUAUACACGCAAUAAUGAGAUAGCUGUUCGGAUGACAAUUUUUUAACAAA